Molecule: messenger RNA, 201 nt
Organism: Mesorhabditis belari
Lineage: Eukaryota; Metazoa; Nematoda; Chromadorea; Rhabditida; Rhabditidae
Source: the annotation of a GenBank genome assembly
AUGGCCAAGAAACUCGAGACCACACAACACGCCAAGUACACUUGCGGCUUCUGUGGAAAGGACGCUAUGAAAAGAACGGCCGUCGGAAUCUGGAGCUGUACCAAAUGCAGCAAGAAAGUCGCUGGAGGAGCUUACGUCUACGCCACCGUCACCGCAUCGACUGUCAGAUCUACCAUCCGUCGGCUUCGCGAGCUCAAAGAA